Molecule: messenger RNA, 1545 nt
Organism: Adineta steineri
Lineage: Eukaryota; Metazoa; Rotifera; Eurotatoria; Adinetida; Adinetidae
Source: the annotation of a GenBank genome assembly
AUGAGUGGUUAUCCAUAUGGAAAUCAAGGUGGAGGUUAUCCACCACAAUAUCCCGGAGAUAAUAGUGGUUACCCAAAUUAUCCCCAAAAUACUGGUUAUCCGAAUUAUCCACCAACUACUGGUUUUCAACCACCACCACCACAAAUGCCAAACUAUAACGAUAAUCAAUCGUGUGCAUCUUUAUAUGGAGCACCAAAUACAAUGCCAAAUAAUAAUAACUAUCCACCAGCACCGUAUGACUCAUAUGGAGGAAAUCAGAUGCAAAAUGCAUCGUAUGGAAUGGGUCCUGGUGCGGGCGCUGGUGGCAACUAUUGUCCACCACCACCAUCACAAUAUCCUGGUGGACAAAUGCAACAACCUAUGUAUAAUCAACCACCACAGCAAUAUGGAGGAUAUGAUAAUUCACAAUAUCCUCAACCUCCACCACCUCAUGCAGGCGGUGGUAUGUAUCCUAAUAUGCAAGGAGCACCACCCUAUGGUGGAGGUGCACCAUCUUUUCCAAAUCAACAACCAGGAUUUUUACCACAUGAACAAUCAUCAAUGUUUCUAGCUAGUUUAGAACAAUAUCAAGGAACAGUUAUUCCAAUAGCAAAUUUUAAUCCCGAAGCUGAUUGUCAAGCACUCGGUCAUGCUAUGAAAGGCGCAGGUACGAAUGAACGUGCUUUAAUCGAUAUUAUUGCUAAUCGAUCAAAUGUACAACGUCAACAAAUUAAACUACACUAUAAAACAAUGUAUGGUGAAGAUUUAGUUAAAAAAGUUAGUGGUGAAUUAAGUGGUCAUUUCAAAGAAACUAUCAAUGCUUUAUUCGAUGCACCGGCAAAUUAUGAAGCAUGGGCAUUACAUGAAGCUUUACAUGCUGGUAAAGAAGGAGCCAUACGUGAAAUUUUAUUAACAAGAACUAAUGCUGAAAUUCGUGCUAUUAAUGAAGCUUUCAAACGAACCUAUAAUAAAGAUCUCGAACAUGAGAUUAGUCAUCGUAUACGUGGAACAGAUUUUAAACGUAUACUUGUGUCUGCUGUACAGGCUAAUCGUGAAGAAUUAACUCCUCAACAAAUUCAACAAGCUCGUCAAAUGGGUAUUGAAAGUGUAAUCGACCGUAAUCGUGCUAUGCAAGAUGCUGAUGCUUUAUAUAAAGCUGGUGCUGGUAAAAUAGGUACAGAUGAAAAGACUUUCAAUGCAAUAUUUGCUCGACGUAGUUAUUAUCAACUUCGUGCUACUUUUGAAGAAUAUCAACGUAAACAUGGAAAAGAUAUUGCAAAAGUUAUUCGAUCAGAAUUUUCUGGUGAUACACAAGAUGCUUAUCUUGUUUUAAUAACAUGUGUUCGUGAUCGACCUUCAUUUUUUGCUGAACGUAUUCAUAAAGCUGUGAGUGGUUUAGGUACAAAAGAUUCAACACUUAUACGUGUUAUUGUUACACGUUCAGAGAUUGAUCUUGCACAAAUUAAACAACGCUAUCAACAGAUGUAUAAUCGUUCAUUAGCUCAUGAUGUUGCUGGUGAUACAUCAGGAGAUUAUGAACGAGUACUUUUAUCAAUUCUUAAAUGA